UCCAUUUCUUGACCUUCACCGAAUUCGAAAUGGCCGGUGUGCAGUCGGAUCCACAUUUCUUUGAGGGAACCGAAAAAUUGCUUGAAGUAUGGUUUGAAUCAACUAACGGAGAUGACAGUUUUGAUCUUAGACAUAUAGGAAGGUUAGACUGGGAACAUCUUCUGAGGAUAGUGAGAUGUGAGAUCAUCAGCAAAAGUUCCAGUGAUGACAUGGAUGCAUAUGUUUUAAGUGAAAGCAGUAUGUUUAUAACACAGAAGCGAUUCAUACUAAAAACAUGUGGAAGAACGACUCUGCUCCUUGCCAUGGAACCAUUGAUCAGAUUGGUAACUGAAAAAUGUGGUGACCAUAAAGUUGUGGAUGUGUUUUACUCAAGGAAGAAAUUUGCCAAGCCAGAGCAACAACAUAAGAUACACAGAACUUUUGAAGAUGAGGUGCACCACCUUGAUCAGCUGUUUAAAAAUGGCGCUGCAUACACACUUGGGAAGAUUAAUAAAGACUGUUGGCACUUGUAUAUGUUGGAGGAUGUACCUGGUGUUAAAGAUCCAGAUCAGACCAUUGAACUUUUAAUGUGGGACAUGUGUCCGGAGAAGAUGAAGAUAUUUACCAAGGAAAUUUCAGAAGAUGGGGCAGAAGCUACACAGAAAUCUGGGAUAAUUGAUAUCAUACCAGGGCUCCAGAUCGAUGACUUCUUGUUUGAUCCAUGUGGUUAUUCUAUGAAUGGAAUUCUGCCUGGGGGAUUUUACAUUACUAUCCACAUUACACCAGAACCACAUUGCUCCUAUGUUAGUUUUGAAAGCAAUGUUCCUCAAGAAUCGUAUUAUGAUUUGGUUCAUAAGGUAUUGGGUUGCUUCAAUCCAGAGAAAUUUCUGAUGACUGUCUUCUCCAACAAGAUUUCUAUUGCUAAAGAGUCUCACAAGCAUUUUGAAGAUUUGUACCGAUUGAAAGGCUAUAAGAGGAAAGAUCAUCAGUUCUGUGCCUUCCAGAACUACAAUCUUACCUACACGAUGUACACACGCCCAAUCAUCUAGGAGAUGUGGUCCGGAAGUCUCCCGAUUGAGGUCCAGAGUGUAGAUAGUGUGUGGACUCAAUGUAGCCUUUGCAGCUGUCCGGGGAAACUUCCGCUUUAUUUUUGUAGUAUUAGAUUGGCUUUCAAUAUUAGUAUAUAUUUAUUUGUAACAAUGUGUGUGUAUUAUGUACAUCUUUGGGGUACUUCUAAAACAAGAAAGAAGUACCAUUUAAGAUUUAAUUUCAACUGUCAGAAACCUAGAUAAAUUGACUCUACCUUUGAAAGACUUUUCCACUGUUUUGUAUAUUAAGAUCUGUUUUAGGAUCAAUAUUGUUAUUCUUAAGAAUAUUACAAAUUUUUACUAACGUUUUUGAUAUAUUAAUAGUGAAAUAAUAUGAGCUUUUUCUCAUAUGAGUUUUUGUAACUAAUGUUUGUUUUUUAUGUGUAAAAUUUCCUGAUGGUUCUAUUGAUCUCAAUUAGUUUUAACAUUUUCAACAACAAUAUUUUUUAUGGUUGUACGACAAAAAGUUCAUAUUAAUCCAAUUAUAAAUUAUAUUCUAAUGAUGGUACCGCAGAUAGGUACCAGUGGCAGUGUGAUUGGAAUGAAUUUAUAAAAUACUGUUUCAAUAAAACAAUAAAUAAUAAAAAAAAAAA
Molecule: messenger RNA, 1660 nt
Organism: Mytilus trossulus (common blue mussel)
Lineage: Eukaryota; Metazoa; Mollusca; Bivalvia; Mytilida; Mytilidae
Product: S-adenosylmethionine decarboxylase proenzyme-like
Exons: 12
Coding region: 30-1028 (332 amino acids)
Biological process (GO): spermidine biosynthetic process; spermine biosynthetic process
Cellular component (GO): cytosol
Molecular function (GO): adenosylmethionine decarboxylase activity
Source: RefSeq, a predicted model, not a curated record